GGUCUUACAAUUUUUAUUAUUAUCUACUACUACUGUGCCUCUUGGAUAGGAACAAUGCUCUCGGCAUCAAGGAUCAUGUUUCAACCUGCAUCCUGGUAGUAAACAUUUCUUUCUUAAAGUUAUCACAUGACUAUUAUGGAAAACUUAACAGGAAGAGAAAGUAAGGAGAAGGUCAAGAAAGAAGAAGAAAUCUUGGAACACCUGUUGUCAUCAGGAGGCACUGCAGAGGCAUAAAAAGAAAGGUAAAGAAAGGACAAAGUAUUCAGGUUCAUUCACACGAAGCAGCUAUCUUUUCAUCAAUUGCCGAGCAGAACAGUCAGGUUGCGGACAUGGCUGUUGUUCAGAAUGCUGUUCUGCUAAUAACUUUAGCAAUAGCAGUACAGGAGUAUAAUGGGGUACCAAAGAGAACCAGGUACGCUUUGCAUCCACCAUGUCUUGACCUACUAAUUGUUGAGAGAAUGACCCAGCGUGUCAGCAAAGUCGUGCCAGGUGCAGACCAUAACAACAUUUUAUUAAAGAGCAAAACGUUUGAUAAGAUCCGCCGAAAGAAGUACCUUCACAGUUGUGUCCUAGAAAAAAUCAUUGAAUUCUAUGAGAACGUUUUAUCCAGUGACCAAUAUAUCCAGACCUACCAUCCUGAUCUAAUCUCAACCCUUGAGAAAGUGCGAAAUUGUUCUUAUAAAGUGAAGAGAUGUGAGAUGCUGUAUGAACAGGCUAACCAUCAAAGUGCUUUAGAGAUUGCAGAAGCAGAUAUGAGUGCACAGGAGGUGGCCAUCUUUCAGCUACAAAAGCUUAACCAUGCCACUGAAAGGUUAAAUCAUACAACCAUCCGAGAGACAGCCAUGGAUGAACUGAAGUCUCUUCAUCACUACAUCCUUGGAAGGGCUUUCCGGAAAACUAAUGGCUGAAUCGACUCCAUACCAGACAUUUCAGCUUGAUGCUGCUCCCAGACAUGUCCCAUAAGCUGUAUGUAAUGUGUAUGCUGUGUGAUAAUUACUGUUUGGAUGCAAUUAUACAUCAUACAACAUUUCUAUAUUGGAAAAUAAUUAUUUUAUAUAUGUGAUACAAAGUGCUACAAAUGUGAUGGAAGGUUCUACAAGUACAACAAAUAAAAUCA
This is a messenger RNA of Silurus meridionalis, 1117 nucleotides long. RefSeq lists its product as uncharacterized. Lineage: Eukaryota; Metazoa; Chordata; Actinopteri; Siluriformes; Siluridae. The record is from RefSeq and is a predicted model, not a curated record. The transcript is spliced from 6 exons. The coding region runs from base 330 to 908 and encodes 192 amino acids.